This is a messenger RNA of Solanum dulcamara, 2859 nucleotides long. Its product is annotated as pentatricopeptide repeat-containing protein At5g15340, mitochondrial. Gene Ontology annotation, molecular function: protein binding; zinc ion binding; RNA binding. The record is from RefSeq and is a predicted model, not a curated record. Lineage: Eukaryota; Viridiplantae; Streptophyta; Magnoliopsida; Solanales; Solanaceae. Gene Ontology annotation, biological process: RNA modification. The transcript is spliced from 2 exons. The coding region runs from base 161 to 2059 and encodes 632 amino acids.
UUCCCUCAAAUAAAUUCAUAAGACUACCCCUUGGCUCAUAAUAAAUUGCUCAUUAAAAUUUUACUAGACAAAGAUUACACAUAUGUUAGUUGUAGUGCGGCCAAAAUUAUUUAUAUGUUGAAUUUAGAUACAUUUGUGAAAGAAGUAUCUUAGCUUUCCCAUGAUAUGGCGAAGCCAGUGUACUCUCUCAUUGCUGACUCGCCACUAUCGGACCCUUUUCAGAACUUGCGCUAGAUGUUUAGAUUUGGACGUUGGAAAGAAGCUCCACGCUUCCUUCGUCACCACAGGUCUCGUAACUUCUCAAAAUACAUUUCUCCGUAAUGCUAUUCUGCACAUGUAUGCGGCGUGCGGGUCUGUUCGCUCUGCACGCAACCUGUUCGAUGAAAUUCCUCUUUCAUACAAAGACACUGUCGACUGGACAACAUUGAUGGGAUGCUAUGCACGCGGGGGUUUACCCCUUGAUGCCCUCAACUUGUUUGUUGAUAUGAGGAGGAGCGAUGUUUUGAUUGAUGAAUAUACUAUGGUGGUUGUAUUCCUUGCAAGCGCGAAGUUGGGGUGUGAACAAUUUGGCGUUCAGGGACAUGGUUGUAUGGUAAAAAUGGGGUUUAGUUCGAGUAUUAAAGCGUGUAAUGCUGUAAUGGAUAUGUAUGUGAAGUGUGGGUUAAUUGGUAAAACAAGAAAGAUUUUUAAUGAGAUGGGAGAAAAGAGUAUUGUUUCGUGGACUGUGGUUUUGGAGGGAGUGGUGAAGUGGGAAGGUUUUGAAAAUGGGAGGUUGUUAUUCGAUCAGAUGCCUGAGAGAAAUGAAGUAGCUUGGACAAUAAUGAUUGCAGUGUAUAUUGAGAAUGGUUUAACGAAGGAAGCUUUUGGGCUUUUACGUGAAAUGUUGUUUGAAUCUGGAUUUGAGUUGAAUUUUGUGACACUUUGUUCGUGGUUAUCAGCUUGUGCACAGUCAGGGAAUGUUUUGGUGGGUAAAUGGGUACAUGUAUAUGCUCUGAAGAUGAUACAACAUGAAAUAGAUAUAAUGGUGGCAACGGCCUUGAUUAAUAUGUAUGCUAAGUGUGGAAGGAUUGAUGAUGCUUUUCGAGUUUUCCAUGUGAUGCCUCAAAGGAACGUGAUUACGUGGAAUGCCAUGCUAAGCGGACUGGCAAUGCAGGGAAAGGGAGACAUGGUAUUGGAUUUGUUUGAUCAUAUGAUUAGAGAGGUCAAACCGGAUGAUGUAACAUUUACAGCUGUAUUAAGUGCUUGUAGUCACUCAGGUUUGGUUGAUCAAGGUCGGCAUUUUUUCUAUAGCCUUGAAUCGACCUAUGGAAUAAAGCCUUCUAUAGAGCACUAUUCUUGCGUUGUGGAUCUUUUGGGUCGGGCAGGACAUCUUGAAGAAGCAGAGUCCAUAAUCAGGAGAAUGACGAUUCCCCCCAAUGAAGUUGUGUUGGGAUCACUAUUAGGCUCCUGCAGUGUCCAUAAGAACCUCGAGCUGGGAGAGUGCCUAAUGAAAGAGCUGGUCCAAAUGUAUCCUGAUAAUACCGAGUAUCAUGUCUUGCUUUCAAAUAUGUACUCUUUAGCUGGAAAAAAUGACGAGGGAAAUUCUAUUCGAGUAGUUCUUAGAAGCAGAGGUGUCAGAAAAGUGCCUGGCAUGAGUUCUAUUUAUGUUGGUGGUCAAAUCCAUUGCUUUAGUGCAGGGGAUAAAUUGCAUCCGCAAAGUCAAGAGAUAUAUAUGAUGUUGGAUGAGAUGAUUCGAAAAAUAAGAUUGGCUGGUUAUGUACCAGACACAGCCUGCCAAAAGUUUCCAGGAUCUGAUGAUGGAGAGUAUUAUGGUUAUGGCCAGGAGGAGAAGGAACAGUCUUUGUUCUCUCACAGCGAGAAGCUGGCUGUUUGUUUUGGACUCAUAAGCACACAAGCUGGCAUGCCUCUUUACAUUUUCAAGAAUUUAAGGAUAUGCCAAGAUUGCCAUUCAACCAUGAAGAUUGUUUCCAAAGUUUACAAUAGAGAAAUUGUAAUAAGAGAUCGUAAUCGCUUUCACUGUUUCAAGCUAGGUUCAUGCUCUUGUUUUGAUUAUUGGUGAGAAUAGAGGGACAGAUUCAGAAAAUUAAACUACUAAUCCUUCAACUUCCUCUCCGAAUACAGAGAUAUAUGCUGGUCAUAAUGGCUCCACGACUCCUAUAAAAAAUGUCAGUAUUACUGAUGCAAGAGAUGAGUUAGAAUGUAAUGCUGAGUCUAGAGUCACUGGCACAGAGAGGAGGAAUAUUGAGGUCUCCACACCUUCUCUUGAAGAUAACUUGGAACAGAUUGAAGGGAAAUGUGUGCUUCUGCCACUGGUGCUGUAAGAGUACAGUCAAGAAGGAAGACCAAGAUGUUAUUGGCUUGCACAAAUUCGUGCACCAGAGAAAAGUUUGAUCAACAAAGAGGAUAUGUUGCUUCAUUUGUUGAAUGCUACAUAAAAGAAUAUGGUGCUUCAAAGGGGAAGGCAUAGUUGAGAUCUGGAAGAAAGUCAUGAAUGCAUGGAAAGACAGAUAUUGAAUUCUUUUCCCUAUAAAAGUACCACAUUUUGUCCUCGAACAAGCUUUAAAUUUUGCGGGGAUGGUAGAUACAAUUUUCAAAGGUGGUCAUGCGGAUAUGCAUAUCCCAAAUCCAUAUGUAAAAACUCGAUUACUUUGUUGCUUGUUGAAUCCAUCAACAUAUGAAGACAACAAUGCAGAUGCAUGCACCUUUGGCCAAGUAUUUUUGAGCAAAUAUGGAAAGUUUUUUAACUAGCUAUAUGUUGUAACAACCAAAUGUAAUUUGUUUAACAAACAAUUUAUCUUUAUUACUGCUUGAUAAUUUUUGGUUGUUGCUUAUAUUUGACAAGGGCAAUUAAAGUUGUGA